Molecule: messenger RNA, 1068 nt
Organism: Amaranthus tricolor (Joseph's coat)
Lineage: Eukaryota; Viridiplantae; Streptophyta; Magnoliopsida; Caryophyllales; Amaranthaceae
Exons: 1
Coding region: 1-1068 (355 amino acids)
Source: RefSeq, a predicted model, not a curated record
AUGAUAAAUGCGGCAAGUGGAGGUUCCAUUCUCAAUAACACAUCGGAAGCUGCAAAGGCAUUGAUAGAAGAACUAGCUGAAGGUUCUAGGCAAUUCAACAAGAGAUCCCACGAUAAAAGAGCAAUUAGAGAAAAUGUUAGCACUGAUUCUAAGGUUGGCAAACUAGAAGAUCAAAUGCAAGCAUUAACAUCAAUGAUGAGAGAUUUCAUGGUUAAGGGAAAAGCACAACAAGUAAAGUCAUGUGGCAUUUGCUCUUUUAAUCAUCCUACAGAUUCUUACCCUCAGUUACAAGAAGAAGGUAAUGAAGAAGUUAGUGCAAUUGAUUUUCAAAACCAAGGGUUUCAGAAAAGAAAUGAUCCGUUUUCCAAUACAUACAAUCCAAGGUGGAGAGACCAUCCAAAUCUCAAGUAUGGGAAUCCAUCAGGGAAUCAACAACAACAUCAACAACAAUCAUUCUUCAAGCCACAACAACAAUCCUAUCCUAGACCCCCACAUCACGAUCAAGGAUCAAGUUCGAAUUCCAAUAUGUCCACCGAAGAAAUGUUGAAUACUCUAACAAAGAACAUGAUUCAAUUCCAAGAUGAGACUCAUUCUAGCAUCAAGAACAUUGAAAGACAAAUGGGUCAAAUCUCAGGAGCAGUUAACAAGUUUGAGGCUAGAGAUUCAGAAAAGUUUCCAUCACAAACAGAACCAAAUCCAAGGAUGAAUGCUAAUGCUAUGAUUCUUAGAAGUGGAACAGAGUUGCAAGGUAAUGAGAGAACCAUAGCAAGAGAUAAAGAACUCCAAGAAGAAACUGUUGUGCAUGAACCUUCAUCUUUAGAAGAUCAAGCAACCUUGUCACAAGAAGAGAAGAAUGUUACAACAGCACCCUUACCACCAUAUGAACCGGUUCCACCUUUUCCAGAGGCAUUGAAGGAAAGGAAAAAGCAUGAAGCUGACAAGGAAAUUUAUGAGGUUUUCAAGAAAUGUGAAGUAAACAUCCCUCUCUUAGAUGCUUUGAAGCAAAUUCCAAGAUAUGUCAAAUUCCUUAAAGAACUUUGUACGGCAAAGAGAAAGCAAAGAUUAUAG